Molecule: messenger RNA, 3894 nt
Organism: Closterium sp. NIES-65
Lineage: Eukaryota; Viridiplantae; Streptophyta; Zygnematophyceae; Desmidiales; Closteriaceae
Source: the annotation of a GenBank genome assembly
AUGGCGUCAUCCGCUACCGACCGAACCGGGCCCUCUCCCCCGAGGCUCUGGAUGGUGGAAGCGAAUUCCGUCAAGAACAUGGAACUGAACGGUGCUCUGUUAACGUUAGCGUUACACGACCGGCAGAAGCAGCUGGAGAAGGAAGCCGCUGAGAGAAGGCUCGGAGUUCCCGGUGGUAGAGACGCGGAUACGGAAGCGGCAGGAGGAGGAGGAGGAGGAGAGGUGGAGCCGAAUCAAGAAAGAAGAGGAGCAGCAGGAGCAGGAGGACGCGAAGGGGUGUUGGAGUCGAGUCCGGGAAUUGAAAUUGUGCUGUGCUUCGUGGCGGGAGAAGGGCUAGGCAUUCCCGCUGUUGGAGCAGUGUGGGCAGGCGCGCGCGGGUGCCUGUGCGCGUGCACGUGGAAUGGGGCAGUGGCGGAGGCCGAACGAGGGGCAGCAGCACUGGCGUCUGGGCGCGGCCCUCCAGCAGAAGAGCGGUGGGGGCAGCGAGGGGGUGUCCCCUUGGGCGCGGCCCUUCAGCAGAAGGGCAGCGGGGGCAGCAGCGAGGGGGUGUCCCCUGUACUGCAGGCGCUGCUGCAGCCGCUGCUGGCGCAGUGCGGGCAGGCGCGCGUGCCUGCGCGCGUGCACGUGGAGUGGGGGCAGCGGCGGGACGAGGCGCUCUGUCAGGCCGUGCGGGCCACUGCAGCAGAACGGCUCUACGUGGGGAACAAGAGGUGGGUGGGUGGGGAUCAAGCGGGAUCUGCCAGGCCGUGUGGGCCACUGCAGCAGAACGGCUCUACGUGGGGAACAAGAGGUGGGUGGGUGGGGAUCAAGCGGGAUCUGCCAGGCCGUGUGGGCCACUGCAGCAGAACGGCUCUACGUGGGGAACAAGAGGUGGGUGGGUGGGGAUCAAGCGGGAUCUGCCAGGCCGUGUGGGCCACUGCAGCAGAACGGCUGUACGUGGGGAACAAGAGGUGGGUGGAAGCAGCAAGGGAAGUGGGUGGGUGGGUGGAAGGGGACGACGAGGCAGAGCUGCAGCGGGUGGCCAUCGGGCAGCAGAGGAUCGUGUCUCUGUGGGAUAGAGCGGAGGUGGCGGGUCGUGUGCGUGCCGGGAGUGCUGCUGCCGCCUUGGGAAGCCCUGCCCUGGCUGCCUUAGCGCCUCCAGCAGAGCAGACGACGCCCAACCCCAGGGGCCGAGGCUUCUUCCCCUCUUCCUCCUCCGUCAGUGGUACUACCAGCACCAGCAGCAGCAGCAGCAAGGGGGGACAGGGGGCGCACGGGGGGUAUGGCAAGGGGACGGGGCAGGGGGAGAAGACGUAUGGUGGGGAGAGAUCUCAUGGGGAUAAGUCUCCUCUGUGGAAGGGGUUAGAGAGUGUGGCAGCUGGGUUGUCUGCUAUUCACUCUGAUAUGCAAGCUGCCAAGAGCUCAGGUGGACGUUCAGGUGGUUUCUCAGGUGGUUUCUCAGGUGGUUUUUCAGGUGGGCGGACCGGGUGGCAUUCGCACCAGGGGAGCGAGGAUUUCCAUGUGAAGGGAAACGAGUUUGAGGGAAUCGACACGAGCCUACUCAUCGUUCCUCGUAUCGCCCCAACCUCAGCCUCUGUAGGAGCCGGAUUCCAAACCAGCCGGAUAGACUCGGCGGACUGCCACCGCUUCCCCCCGGACCAGAUUCUCCGAGCCACGGGGGGCUUCUCGCCCUUGCAGCUGAUUGGCCAAGGCAGGCUCGGGCCGAGCUACCGGGGGGAGAUAUUUGGGUGCCAGGUGGCGAUCAAACUGCUGACUGUGCAUGAGGACACGUGUGGAAGAACAGACAAGAAUGAGAAGACUGAAAAGACUGCAGUAGAUGGUGCAGAGGGGGGAGGGGGAAAGCAGGAAGAGGAGCGAGUGGUGGAAGCAGAUGGUGCCGCUGUUGCCUCAUCGGGUGCGUUUGGCUCCUUCGGUUCAUCCGGUCUCCUUGAUCCGUCCACAGAAGGGGGAGGUCAAGUGUCUCGAGAGAGAGUACAAGCAGCAGUGCAAGCAGCAGUGGACGUGUUAAGGCGGCUCAGGCACCCGCACCUGCUGCUGCUGAUGGGCCACUGCCCCGAGUACCCCUGCCUUGUGUAUGAGUUCGCUCCUGGGGGCAGCCUCUCCUCCCGCCUCUCCCGCAUCCACUCCCUUAUUGCCGCUGCCACUGCUGCUGCUGGUGGUGAUGGUGGUGGUGGUUCUGGUGGUGCUGCUACUGGAGCAGAGGAGGGUGUUGGUAACAGCAGCAGCGGUGCAGGGGACGGUGCUGCUGCUUCUCCUAGUGGAGAACGGGGCAUUACCUUCGGCGAGGAGGAAGAGGAGGAGCUAGAAGCAAUAUGGCUGUCCUGGGUGGACCGGCUGCGACUGGCCUCUGAGCUGGCAGGAGCGCUGCUCUUCAUGCACCAGCACUCGCCGCCCGUGCUGCACGGCGCCGUGACUCUACAGAACGUGCUUCUGGACCGAAACUCCGCGUGUAAACUCAGCGGUGCUGGCCUCUCAUUCUCCUCGUCUCCCUUCUAUGGUAGCCUGGGGAGCAGCCCUCUCUCUGCUUCUGCCUCUGCCUCGGAUUCUGACCCCAGCAGCAGCACAGCAGUGGGAGCGGAGGGUCCAGGCCAGCAUGGCCCCAGCAGCACGGGCGUACUAAGUGACGACCUGCAUGCAUACGGCAUUGUGGUGUUACAGCUGGUAACCGGCAUCACCAGCCCCUCACUUAUCCACUCCCUCAUGCACACGCACUCGACUGCAGCAGGAGGUUCAGGGGCAGGUGGUGGGGGGGUGGAUGGAUGGGCACAGGGAAGACUCAGCUGGGGAAGCAGCAGGCAGGGUGGCCGGGGGGGGUUUCUGGGGGAGGCAGAGCUUCGGCCGGAUCUGGCGGCUGAGGUGCAGCCGGCCCUGUCGGCUUUGGCUCGGGAAGCGGAGGAGAGUUUUGGGCGGGCAGCCCGCAGAUGCUUAGCUUAUGGCGGGUGCGCGCACCAAAGUUCUUGCUCUGGCGGCUCUUUUGCCUCCACGCUGCUGCUUCCCCCGCACGCGCGCGCACCCUCCCGCGGAGGCCCCCCGCAGUUGCGCGGUGGAGUCCCCGCCCUUCCCCCAGUCACCCUCUCCGAGCCCCAGGAGCGGUGCCUGAAGCAGCUACAAACGAGGAUACAGCCGCCCUUUGAAAACGACAAGGAGGAGCAUAGAUUGGCGCUAGUAGAGCUGUGGGAGCAGGCGUAUCCGGGGCGGGUGUUGACUGAAGAGGUAGAGGUGGCGGGGUGGAAGGAGAUGGGGUGGCAGGGGAAGAACCCAGCCUCGGAUUUCAGGGGCGGGGGAUUUUUCGCGCUGGAGAAUUUGGUGUACUAUGCUCGCACGUACCCAGUACGUUUGGGGAGGAGGAGGGGAAGGGAGCGGGGAAAGGGAGGGGGGGAAGGGAGCGGGGAAAGGGAGGGGGGGAAGGGAGCGGGGAAAGGGAGCGGGGGGAGGGCGGGGGGAAGGGAGGGGGGGAAGGGAGGGAGGUCGUUUCAGCGCAUCAUGUACAAGCAGGAGGGUCGCCGGGUUGAGUGGGAGUACCCCUUUGGAGCAGCCGGGGUGAACAUCACCGUACUCCUUAUAAGCAUCCUCGACUUGCGCAAGGAUAUCCCUGCAACAGUGGCCGGACAGGCCUUCCUGAACCUUAUAUCAGAGCACCUGUCCGACAUUCCCGCAACAGUAGCUGGACGGGCCUUCCUGAAGAUGCUACCAGAGCACCCAACAGCGUUUGAGGACCUCUACUGUGUCACGUUUGAGAUGCUGGACGCUAACUGGCUGGAGCUCAAGGCGUCGUACAUGGAAUUCAAUGUGGUCAUGCAAGCCACACGAGCAGAGCUGGAACGCCAUAUGUGCCAGCCCAGCUUCACUGCCAUCUCCGACCUUCCCGCCUUCGCCAGACUCACAGCAGAGUAG